CUAAAAAGCAGUGAACUGUACCAGUUGUCAGUGUCACAGUGUCACGUCAUCACGUCAACAAAAGUUAAAAUUUUCUUUGAAAAUUUGCUAGAAAUUAAAAAACAAAUUAAAUUAAAUUACCAUUUUAUUAUUAUUUGAAAUUAUAUAAAAAUGUCCAGUCAACUAGCAAAAGAAGACAUCGAAACUGUUUUUUACAGACUGAGGUCCAUUUCGUCAAACAAGGUCUGUUUCGAUUGUGGAGCAAACAAUCCAACAUGGUCCAGUGUAUCCUAUGGAGUCUUCUUGUGUCUGGAUUGCUCAGCCGUCCAUAGAAGUUUGGGGGUCCAUUUGAGUUUUGUACGUUCCACACAAUUGGAUACCAACUGGACACAGCUGCAAAUACGUCAGAUGCAAUUAGGGGGCAAUGCUGCUGCUACACAGUUUUUCCUCCAACACAAUUGCAAUACGAAUGACGCUCAAAAAAAGUACAACUCAAGAGCUGCCCAGCUUUAUAGAGAGAAACUCCAGCAAGCUGCAUUGAAUUCUUUAAAAAACAAUGAACAGCUGCUUAUCACUCAGGAAAAAGUGGAACCGGAGCCAGUCAAAGAACUAGAUUUUUUUGAAAAUCACGAAGAUUUUAUUGCUGGCGACUUUCCAGAAAAAGAUAUUGAAGUUAUUAAACCAAAAAUCCAAGAGAAACAAACCCCUCUUAGUAGCAGUGCAAACCUAGUCACUGAACCUAAAAAGUCAGCACUUGGUGCACGAAAAGCUCCAACUAAGAAAUCCACUUUAGGAGCAAAACGUACUGGUUUAGGUGGCCUCGGAGCCACCAAAGUCAAAACUGACUUUGCAGCUUUGGAAAGAAAAGCUGAACUUGCUGCAGAAAGGGAAGAACAAGGUCGAAUUGAAUCAGUGCAAGCCAUAGCACGGGCAGCAGAAGAUGCUGAACGUGCUGAAGCAGCUUUAAGACUUGCAUAUAGGGAAAGAGAAGAAACUGUAAAAAAUGUCCCUGCAGAAAAAGCAGCUCAAAGUGAAAGAUUAGGCAUGGGCGUUACUAAAAACUCAAGAAGCGGAGUAUCACACUCUGCCUUUGGUGAUAUGCAAGCUAUUGAACAGGAAAAACCAGCUUCAUCCUCUAAAACCCUAGACACUUUAGGAAGACUUUCCCUAAACGACAGCCCUGAUUAUUUUGACGACUACAUAAACGGCACUGGUGUUUAUUCAUCAUCUUCUCUAGCCAAAGACAAUUGGGUGGUGGUCGAUGAUCCUCCGGAACGCGAACGUCGCCAGCCAAUAGAAAGCGUCAGCGAGAAAUUACGGAGGGCACCAAGAAAUCAACCCUCUGAAGUAAGCAACAGCGACGAAGCUCAAAGAAAAUUUGGCAACGCCAAGGCGAUUUCUUCCGCUCAAUAUUUUGGUGACAAUAGUAUGGAUUCUGAAACUAAAGCUACACUCAAUAGAUUCCAGGGAUCCAAUAGCAUUUCUUCUGCCGAAUUUUUCGGAAGGAAUGAGGAAAGGCCUGGAGCAGGGUCUGCUCAUAUGCCUGCUUAUGAUUUGGAGGAAGUUAAGGAAAGUGUGCGUCAAGGUGUGACUAGGGUAGCUGGAAAAUUGGGAUCUUUGGCCAAUGGACUUGUGACCUCGAUACAGGAUAGAUACGGAUACUAGCAGGAAGCCGAUUGGCUGGAAAAUGCCGUUACUUGAUUUCUAGGAAACUGUUGUACUUUUUGAAAGCUAGUAGUUAAUUAGAGGUUUCUAUUUGUAUCUGCGACAAAUAAAAACCUCAGAUAAUACAUUUAUUUUAUUUAUAAUAUUAUGACAAAAAAUCACUGUUAUUUUCAUUGUUGGAAUAUGCCUUUCAUUACAUAAUAAACGUCACUACAGUUUUAUAUUUUCUAUACUUAUUUUAUAUUUCUUAGUAGCUGUAAUUAUAUAAAUAAAUAAUAUUAUUGUAAUUAAUAAGUGCCCAUUAUUAUUAUUAUUAUUAUAUUGUCUUGAGUUCAGUUGCUUGUUAGAAUAAUUAAUAUGUACAAAUAAAAAUAGCUGUAAAUAAAUAAAUAAAAAAAAGGUGCGAGACAUAAAUAUUUAUAUAUUUUUUUCCCACACACACAAAACUUAACCUAAACAUUAAAAAAACUAUUAAUACUACAUUGUUAUAUUUUUUGAUUUUUGUAUACAGGGGGCGAAAUUCUGCCCAAUGAUUUUGCAGAAUCUUUUGGCUCUUCCUUACUGCUAUAAAAUACCAAAUCACUAUCCCUUCGGAACAUUUCAAAUUUUUCAUUCAAAUGUUGCAGCUCCUGUAUAGAUGUUGCUCUACAGGAAGCGGUUUCUUCUGGCACAUUAUCUUC
Molecule: messenger RNA, 2324 nt
Organism: Ceutorhynchus assimilis (cabbage seed weevil)
Lineage: Eukaryota; Metazoa; Arthropoda; Insecta; Coleoptera; Curculionidae
Source: the annotation of a GenBank genome assembly